This is a messenger RNA of Komagataella phaffii GS115, 1089 nucleotides long. Its product is annotated as Putative SCF-ubiquitin ligase F-box protein. The record is from RefSeq and is a predicted model, not a curated record. Gene Ontology annotation, molecular function: protein binding. The transcript has a single exon. Gene Ontology annotation, cellular component: SCF ubiquitin ligase complex. The coding region runs from base 1 to 1089 and encodes 362 amino acids. NCBI's taxonomy places the organism in Eukaryota, Fungi, Ascomycota, Pichiomycetes, Pichiales, Pichiaceae. Gene Ontology annotation, biological process: SCF-dependent proteasomal ubiquitin-dependent protein catabolic process.
AUGACGCUUGAUAGUCAACUCCAAACGCUUUCAAUUAAAAGUGAUGGAGCUGUGGACCUCUCAAAACUAGACGACAAGCAAAGAAGGGCCUAUGAUCUAUUUCACCAGGCCAAUGAGAAAGAAAUGGAGGGUGCAAUGAGCGAUGCUGUUGAGCUUUAUAGAAAGGCCUAUAAACUAGACGAAAAAGUUGAUCGCUGGUACCGGUAUCAAGAUAUUACGAAGCAGGCUUCUCCCCACAACAAGAAUACCAUAGAAAAACCGGCCGUUGACCUUGAACUAGUUAAAAAGAUUAAUGUUCAAGAGUUAUUGAAUAGUUUCAACGAAGAUCAAAUUACACCCGAGGAAGAAAACGAGCCGUCACCAUUACAUUUGCUUUCUGAUGACUUGUUGAUAUAUAUAAUGGAACUUCUAUGCGACGCUGACUCAUCCAGCUGGUUUUACUUUGCAAUCACUUGCAAAAAACUAUCGUAUCUCGGGUUCCAUAACAAAUCAAUUUGGGAGAAACUUUGUAAAAUUGUUUAUUCCAGACAACGGUACGAUGAAGACACUCCCUGCAGCCAAGACCAAAUAUGUCAGAAUACGUGGAAGGGCGAUUGGCACCUUAUGCUAAGUCAAAGACCUUUUUUGAAAUUCAAUGGUGCAUAUAUAAGUAUCAUCAAUUAUUAUAGAGAAGGGGGAAGGCCAGACAUGUCAAACUCAUGGUCAAACCCGAUAAGGUGUGUUACUUAUUAUCGAUUUGUGAGGUUCUAUCCAGAUGGUACAUGCCAAAGGUUGUUGACGUUUUUAAGCCCCAAGAUAGUUGUUCCAAGACUAAAUAAAAAUUAUCACGAACUGGGCUUAGAGAAUGUGUUUCGGGGCACUUGGAAGAUGACCAUGGAUGGCCAAGUACUAAUCACAGGGGAAGGCUCCGUGGAGGGAUACAGUUUUUCAGAGACACUUCAGAUCAAAAACCUGGGGCGAAUGAAACAUCACAAAUUACAUUGGAUAUCUGCAUAUUUCCAGAAUAAAGAUGAUGGAGAAAUGAAGCAUUUUUCUUUGGCAAAAGAGAGACCAUUCACUUUCAGUCGGGUCAAAUCAUACUCUGUGUAG